Spinacia oleracea (spinach) is the source of this 2319-nucleotide messenger RNA. Its product is annotated as protein NARROW LEAF 1. NCBI's taxonomy places the organism in Eukaryota, Viridiplantae, Streptophyta, Magnoliopsida, Caryophyllales, Amaranthaceae. The coding region runs from base 256 to 2025 and encodes 589 amino acids. The transcript has 6 exons. The record is from RefSeq and is a predicted model, not a curated record.
AACCCCAAAUGAAUUUUCUCUCUCCUCAACCUCCAACUCGCAGGAGUGCUGGCGUGCUGCUCUUCAUCUCCUUCUUCCGGACUCCGGAGUUGUGAUUGUCUCCUCUUAAAAAUUCCGAGAGCAAAACCACCAUAUUCUAGUUGUAUCACCACCACUAGUCGGCGGCGCUGCCAUUGUGGAUUUUCAUUUUGGGAACUUCCAACCACCCCCCAGUCUCUACCACUGCUCUCGGUGUUGACAACAGUGUAGUGGAAAAUGGAUCGGGGCCGACUAAACAGACCUCGUUGCUCUGGUCCUAUCCCAUCGGAAGAAUCAGCACUGGAUCUGGAAAGGAAUUCAUGCGGCCACCAUUAUUUUCCUUCUUUGAGUCCGCCACUUCAGCCCUUUGCAUCGGCAGGGCAGCACUCUGAAAGCAGCGCAGCUUAUUUCUCAUGGCCUGCUUCCUGUCGAAUAAGUGAUGCUGCUGAAGACAGGGCAAAUUACUUUGCAAAUCUUCAAAAAGGAGUUCUUCCUGAAACUCUUGGUCGGCUACCUCAAGGUCAGCGAGCAACAACUUUGCUUGAGUUGAUGACCAUAAGGGCUUUUCACAGCAAAAUUUUACGUUGUUAUAGUCUGGGAACAGCAAUUGGUUUUCGCAUCAAAAAGGGUGUGUUGACUGAAGUACCCGCCAUUCUUGUUUUUGUUUCAAGGAAGGUACACAAGCAAUGGCUGAGCCCCAUCCAAUGUUUACCUACUGCCUUAGAGGGACCAGGAGGCGUAUGGUGUGAUGUGGAUGUCGUAGAAUUCUCAUAUUUUGGAGCUCCAGAGCCUUCUCCUAAAGAGCAACUUUACACUGAGAUUGUGGAUGAUCUGCGUGGGAAUGAUUCAUGUAUUGGUUCAGGUUCUCAGGUGGCAAGCCAAGAGACUUAUGGAACCCUGGGUGCUAUUGUAAGGAGUCAAACUGGAAGCAGACAAGUGGGCUUCCUGACGAAUCGGCAUGUUGCAGUUGACUUAGAUUAUCCGAGCCAGAAGAUGUUUCAUCCCCUGCCUCCAAAUCUUGGCCCUGGUGUUUAUCUAGGUGCUGUGGAGAGGGCUACGUCCUUCAUCACAGAUGACCUGUGGUAUGGUAUAUUCGCUGGAAUAAACCCAGAGACAUUUGUGAGAGCAGAUGGAGCAUUCAUUCCGUUUGUGGAUGAUUUUGCAAUGUCAACCAUAAGUACGUCUGUGAAAGGGGUUGGGGAGAUAGGAGAUGUGAAGCAUAUAGACCUGCAAUCUCCUAUUAGUAGCUUAAUUGGAAAACGAGUGAUGAAAGUUGGUAGAAGUUCUGGGCUGACAACUGGUGUUGUAUUAGCUUAUGCACUUGAGUACAAUGAUGAGAAGGGAAUAUGUUUCUUGACUGAUUUUCUUGUUGUUGGUGAGAACCAGCAAACCUUUGACCUUGAAGGAGACAGUGGAAGCCUCAUUAUGUUAGUAGGGGAAAAUGGGGAUAAACCACGCCCAAUUGGCAUCAUAUGGGGUGGAACUGCUAAUCGUGGUCGUCUCAAAUUAAAAGUUGGCUUUGCACCCGAGAAUUGGACUAGUGGUGUUGAUUUAGGACGUCUUCUCAAUCUGCUUGAGCUUGAUCUCAUCACAACCAGCCAAGGCCUUGAAGAGGCAGUGCAAGAACAAAUAGUUGCAUCUGCAACAGCAAUGAAUUCAGCAGUAGGUGAUUCCUCUCCUCCCCCACCUGUUGGACUUCCAUUGGAUAGCAGGAGAUCUUCUGUUCCUGAUAUUAAUACAUCAGCAAUGGACACAGAAUAUAAUGUGGAAGACGGGGAGAAGGUAAGCCCAAGCGUGGAGCAUCAGUUUAUCCCUAGUUUCGGCAGACAAUCUCCGUUACAUAAAUUUGACCAAGAGGAGAUGAAGCGGCGGUCUAAUCUGUCAGUUUUUAGGAAUGGUUCAGAAAGUGAUAUAUCAUUGCAAUUGGGUGACAACGAGUUAAAGAGGAGACGAUCAGAUGCUUCUGCUAGCUCUGAAGAGCCAGGUACGCAGAAGUUAGAGCUUUAGCCAAGCAGUGUUCAUGUGAGUUGUUUAGUAUUUGUAAUUCUGAAUAACUAUAAUUCAAGAUUUAAUGGUGGUGUUGGUGGUCAAUGUAUAAAAAUCAUGCUAACACCAUCAUCAUUAUCAUUUGUAUUUUCCUUAAUCUCUAUCCCCAUGUCAUGUAGAAUGCUUCUCGGUGUAUAAUGGACGACGCCUUAUGCCCAACUAGCUAAGAUUGAGAAUGCUAAUAUGUUAAUUGGGAUAUUAUCCAUGAUAACUCGGUCGAAUGUGUAUAUGUUCUUAAUAUGAUUUGGGUUUCGA